GUCGGAGAUAGUCUCCUUCAGGCUUUCACUCGACCAGCUGUGUGACCCUGUGUAUGUCAAACGAAAAUAGAGAACCAGUGCUCAGUUAAGCGCUUUGCUAGUCCUCAAAUACCCUUGCAACGUUUCCUUCUUUCCCACUAUAACGUUCCCACUUUUCUAAUCAUGCGUAUUGCUUUUGUUUCUAUUCUCUUGCUUGCUGGUCAAGCCCUUUCUUUAUCUAUCAAUGUUGGUGGUUCUCUCGGAACUAUCGAUGCGACCCAAUUUCUCAACGUCACCGAUACAUACCUUUUGACCGACUGUCAGACCCAAUGCUCCAACGCAAACGCUCAAAUCACUACAUGCGCAGCCAAUGAUUCUUGUCUCUGCGCAUCCAACACAGUCACCGCUAUCACUUCCUGCGAGCAAUGCAUGUUCACCGACUUGAUCGCAAAGUUCGCAACUAGCACCGACCCCCGCGCUGGUUCAACCGCUGCUCUUACUGCAUACGCCACCGCGUGCUCAUCUGCAGGCUUCACAGUCCCUUCUUCCCUUGUUACCUUGUCCGUUCCUUCCAAUUGGGAUGGUCCUUUCGGAGUUUCCCUGGGCACAGCCUCCACCGCCUUGAUCGUUGCCGUUACUGCAGUCCUGGGUGGAGGCAGUCUUCUCCUGUUGUCUAAUUUGUGAAGGAAGCACGACAUCAGUCUCGUCUUGUAACAAUGAUGUCUUAUUUUGUUAUAUAUAACAAUACGUUACACCUGUCGUUUCACCAAAUGAAUGAACU
This is a messenger RNA of Suillus subaureus, 760 nucleotides long. RefSeq lists its product as uncharacterized. The transcript has 5 exons. The record is from RefSeq and is a predicted model, not a curated record. Bases 163 to 663 code for a protein of 166 amino acids. Lineage: Eukaryota; Fungi; Basidiomycota; Agaricomycetes; Boletales; Suillaceae.